This is a messenger RNA of Rhipicephalus sanguineus (brown dog tick), 2358 nucleotides long. RefSeq names its product serine palmitoyltransferase 2 (gene lace). Gene Ontology annotation, biological process: ceramide biosynthetic process; sphingosine biosynthetic process. The record is from RefSeq and is a predicted model, not a curated record. Gene Ontology annotation, cellular component: serine palmitoyltransferase complex. Lineage: Eukaryota; Metazoa; Arthropoda; Arachnida; Ixodida; Ixodidae. The transcript is spliced from 10 exons. The coding region runs from base 142 to 1746 and encodes 534 amino acids. Gene Ontology annotation, molecular function: serine C-palmitoyltransferase activity; pyridoxal phosphate binding.
GCGCUAUCGAGGUAGACAUCAAGCAUCACGCGCCAGCCGCGCCAGGUGGAGAUGUGCGGCUGAGCUGCCUCCCGGACCCGGCACCUCCCAGUCGGUGAAAAAGUUAAUCGCACGUCGACCAAAGAAUCAGAAACCGAAGUCAUGGGUCUCAAAGAAGAAGACACAACAAUACUGGACAAAACCUCCAACUGCUGCAACGGUGUUGCCCACAGUGAAACUCCAAAAAACCAAUCCAAUGCCAAGCAUGAAGAGAAGAAGCCGCGUGUCCGGGGCAAGGACUAUUUUGAGGAGACGCCUCUGCUCAUGGCGUUGAGUACCUACCUAAGCUAUGUCAUCCUGGGAAUUUUCGGGCACAUCCGGGACUUCAUGCGUUCCACGGGGCUCGAAGAAACGCACAUGUCUACCGAGCUUGACCGGAAGGGCUACGUUCCACUCUACCAGAGCUUUGAGAGCUUCUACACACGCAACGUUUAUAGACGAAUUCGUGACUGCCUCAAUCAACCCAUAUGCAGCGUGCCAGGUGCUGUCAUUGAUCUGGUGGAUCGCGUCAGCUACGACAACAACUGGACUUUUGUGAUGCCAGGUACGGUGACGAAGGCCAUCAACAUGGGUUCCUACAACUACUUGGGAUUUGCCGAAAACUCGGGACCUGUCGUCGACGAGGUGCAGAGGUCCAUUGAGCGUUACGGCAGCGGAACGUGCAGCAGUCGUCACGAGCUGGGCACUCUGGCCAUCCAUCAGGAGCUGGAAGAACUGAUGGCUCGCUUCUUGGGGGUGGAAGCAUGCCUGACGGUGGGCAUGGGCUUUGCCACUAACUCGACCAACAUUCCUGGCCUGGCCCAGAAGGGAUGCCUCUUGCUCAGCGACGAGCUCAACCACGCCUCACUCAUUCUAGGCUGUCGUUUGUCCGGUGCCACCAUCCGCGUCUUCAAGCACAACAACAUGAAGGAUCUUGAGCGGAAACUGCGGGAUGCGAUAGUUGAGGGUCAGCCGCGUACCCACAGGCCAUGGAAGAAGAUCAUCAUCAUCGUUGAAGGAGUGUACAGCAUGGAAGGAUCCAUAGUGAUGUUGCCCGAGAUUAUAGCCCUGAAGAAGAAGUACCGGGCGUACGUGUACCUGGACGAAGCACACAGCGUGGGUGCCUUGGGACCAAAGGGACGUGGGGUGGUCGACUACUUCGGCCUGGACCCACGGGACGUUGACCUGCUCAUGGGCACGUUCACGAAAAGCUUUGGCGCAGCGGGUGGCUACAUCGCGGGGUCAAAGGCAGUCAUAGAUCACCUGCGGGCGCAGUCUCACAGCUUCUGCUACGCGGCCAGCAUGACGGCUCCAGUGGCGCAGCAGAUCAUCUCCACCUGCCGCGUCAUCAUGGGCGAGACGGGGGACGGCGAGGGGCAGCGGCGCAUCGAGCGGUUGGCACGCAACACGCACUACUUCAGACGCCGUCUGCAGCAGAUGGGCUUCAUCAUCUACGGCAACGAGGACUCUCCUGUAGUCCCACUCAUGCUCUACCUGCCUUCGAAGAUUGCUGGCCUCGUGCGUUACCUCAUGAAGCGGGGCGUCGCCACCGUCGGAGUCGGCUUCCCUGCAACUCCGCUUCUGGAAGCGCGAGCUCGCUUUUGCAUGUCAGCUUCACACACAAAGGAAAUGUUGGACCAGGCCCUGAGUGUUAUUGACAAGGCAGGUGACUACCUCUACCUGAAGCUGUCCAGGAAGAAGAGAAGCACCGAAGAAAUAGUCUACUGAUCACUGACUACAGAAGACGUAUAGCUAGGUGGGCUGCCUUCAAAGCCUGCGGCAGCAGCGGCAUGCACGGCGCCGGGAUGUGCAUCGGUUUCCUGCCGUGCAUAUCCCAUACUCCGAAGAAAAAAAAAAUUGUGCGGCAGGUGGCAUCAAGGUGCUGUGGUAAAAAAAAAAAAAAACUGGGUCCAGUGUGAUUUACGAAACUUUUCAUCGACCUCUCUGACCUGCUAUUUCCAGUUGAACACGAGACCAAAAAGAAGAAGAAGAAAAGGAAAAAAAAAAAAAAACACGUGCCUCGGCCUCAUGUUUUUGUACUGUGUUCAUGUUGGGGCUUCACAUUGUUUCAACUGUAUGUUGCAAGUCUUUGCAGAUUCAAUCUGAUGUUAAGCAGAGUGAUGUAGGUAUGUGUUUAUAGUAAGUGUUUCUUAUAAGUUAUGUUGCGUGAUAGUUUUUUUCUUUUUUCUCCGAAAUCGAGAUCGAUAAACGGAAAUGCGUGGGCGCAUCGGGUCAUCCCAUGGCUACCUGUGCGAAAGCGCCGCACAGAUUAAUCUUGCUUCUGUAGAAAUCGGCACUGUGAUUUCUAUCGGUCAAUAAAUGCACGACAAUAGUUUGGGA